Molecule: messenger RNA, 1209 nt
Organism: Galendromus occidentalis (western predatory mite)
Lineage: Eukaryota; Metazoa; Arthropoda; Arachnida; Mesostigmata; Phytoseiidae
Exons: 1
Coding region: 1-1209 (402 amino acids)
Source: RefSeq, a predicted model, not a curated record
AUGCAGCUGUGCGGAAGAGGAGGCCCGCAGGUGAACGCUGUCAGGCAGCGCUGGUGCUUUGAGUCUCUUUUCGCGAAAAAACUCGAGCGCAUAAGUCACUUUGUGAAACCUCCGGGAUUCUUCGCCUGCUACGCGUCCUACCGGUGUCUCUUCGCGAUUUUCGGCUCAACGUCGAAUACUCAUCGUCCCAGGUGGCGCCGAAUCAUCAAGACAUCAUCGAGCUGGUGCAUGCGUUCUCUGUUCGUGAGCUGUUUCGGCUUGGAUGUAUAUCAGAACAUCGUCUAUCUGUGUCAAGUAUUCUUCAAGGGGACGUUCCUGACAAUCGUCGAGUUUCUCUACUAUCUGACUCUGAAUAUCCUGGAGCUGGAAUCCGCUUAUAUCAUCAUAUUCCAUGUGCCGAAAUUCGAUGGUAUGUUCGUCCGAGGUGACGAGAAGACGAGAUCCUUCUUCAGCAUGCGCGCUUUCGUGGUCGGUAUCGCUCUCAGCAUACCUUUGACGGUGAAAGCGGUCUACGAUUUUCUGAUGACUGUUGAAACUUUAGACUCCUUCACAUCCAUUGUGUACCUGAGCAGCAUAUUCGUAUUCUUCGCGCAAGUUCCCGCCUUUAUUUUUUACCUGCAAUGCCUCGAGAUAAUCCGAUCGGAACAGGACACGAUCAGAGAAGCUGUGCAAUCGGAGUCCUACCUUAUCUCGUCCAACUCCAUCAUAAAACGAAAACGCCGUAUCCGACGAAUGCUGGAGAAGGUGAACGGAGUUUUCAGGAGAUUCGUGAUUGUGAAGUUUGUGAGCAUUUUCUGCGGGGUCACGAUGCAGGUCGGACUAUCGAUCGGCGACUCGGCAGAAGACGACUUGGUUGAUACCUUGAGCGGGAUCGUCUUGGACGCUGCCCUGAAGCUCGUCGAGGUCUACGUAAUUUGCCACAGCGGAACGUUCAUCGAGAGGAUUUGCCAUGAGACCGAGCGAUGCUUGCACGGGAAGACUCUUCUCAUGACGACUAGGGAAGCAAUCAUCCUGCAAACUCUCCGGAGGGAGCUUGCUUUCGAAGCCGACAGAGAUUCGCUGGAAAUGUCCCUUAAGUUUCGCAUCAACACUGCUACCCUCCUCUCGUUUUUUUCGACAGUGAUCACCUGUUGUGCGGUCACUCUCCAAUUCGAUUCGCGGGUCGUUCAGGCAAUCAACAAGGCCGGAGCCUCGGCGAGGAAACAAUGA